Messenger RNA from Cornus florida, 1554 nucleotides. RefSeq lists its product as uncharacterized. The transcript has 12 exons. Lineage: Eukaryota; Viridiplantae; Streptophyta; Magnoliopsida; Cornales; Cornaceae. Gene Ontology annotation, cellular component: endoplasmic reticulum; COPII-coated ER to Golgi transport vesicle. The coding region runs from base 222 to 1277 and encodes 351 amino acids. The record is from RefSeq and is a predicted model, not a curated record.
ACUUUUGCAAUUAGUAUUAUUUUUCCAAUUGCUAGAGACAUUGUUCUAAUCGGACUGCAAUUUAAGUUAUUUAACCAGCCACCUCUCCGACUCUCUCUUAAGUAUGUUUGUAUGUCUUGUCUGGCGCCGAUCGCCGACUCUCUCUUCAAUUUCCAUUAGACACUUUCGGCGACUCUGUGGCGGGCUCUGAUCAGGUAAUUUUAUACUGUGAACGAGGAAGGAUGCGUGUAAAACAAGCAUUAAAGAACCUCGAUGCGUUCCCGCGUGCGGAGGAGCACUUGUUGCAGAAAACACAAUCGGGAGCGCUUGUCUCUAUUGUUGGUCUAGUCAUAAUGGCCACACUAUUCUUGCAUGAGCUGAGAUAUUAUCUUUCCACGUACACAGUUCAUCAGAUGGCUGUUGACUUAAAACGCGGUGAAACUCUUCCAAUCCACAUAAAUAUGACAUUCCCUUCCUUACCUUGUGACGUGUUGAGUGUGGAUGCCAUUGAUAUGUCAGGCAAUCAUGAAGUGGAUCUUGAUACGAAUAUAUGGAAACUUCGCCUGAAUAGAGAUGGCUAUAUCAUUGGCACUGAAUAUUUGUCGGACCUUGUGGAAAAGGAACACACUGCUCAUAAGCAUGAUGACAACAAAGACAAUCUUGAGAAUUCAGAUCAGAAACAUCAUCUGCAUGGUUUUGAUCAAGAUGCUGAAAAUAUGAUUAAGAAGGUGAAGCAAGCACUUUCCGUUGGAGAAGGAUGUCGGAUUUAUGGUGUUUUAGAUGUCCAAAGGGUUGCUGGGAACUUUCAUAUAUCGGUUCAUGGGUUAAACAUUUUCGUAGCACAAGCGAUUUUUGAAGGAGCUACUCAUGUCAAUGUUAGUCAUACUAUUCAUGACUUGUCAUUUGGGCCAAAAUAUCCAGGAAUUCAUAAUCCACUUGAUGGAACAGUUCGAAUUCUGCAUGAUGCAAGUGGUACAUUCAAAUAUUACAUAAAGAUUGUUCCAACUGAAUACAAAUAUCGCUCGAAAGAAGUUUUGCCAACUAAUCAAUUCUCUGUUACGGAAUACUUUUCCCCUAUGAACGAGUAUGAUAGGACAUGGCCAGCUGUCUAUUUUUUGUAUGAUUUGUCGCCAAUUACUGUGACUAUCAAAGAAGAACGUCGCAAUUUUCUUCACUUCAUCACUCGGCUUUGUGCAGUAUUAGGUGGUACUUUUGCUGUAACAGGAAUGUUAGAUCGUUGGAUGUACAAAUUUGUUGAAAUGCUGACAAAACCGAACACAAGAAGUUCAUAUCGGUAAAAAGUUGAGGCAAGCUUCUACAACUGCCAUGAAUCAAGAAUAUAUGAAAGCAAGUGAGAAUCAUCAGAGAAUGUAUAAUUCCCCAAAGCAUUUUGAUCACUUUGAGGACGUUCUUCGAAAUACUGGGAAAGAUUAUAGUAGUAAAUUGUGGUUUAACUUAUUGUUUCUCUUUUAGGCAAUGAACUUGAAAAAUUGCAUUCCUAUUAUAGUGCAUGAUCAUUAAAAUAUUUUUUUUAUUUAUAUUUUUCAAUAUCAAUUUUCCCCUUUGGUUUGGAUA